This is a messenger RNA of Ascoidea rubescens DSM 1968, 1089 nucleotides long. RefSeq names its product formate dehydrogenase (NAD+) (gene FDH1). The record is from RefSeq and is a predicted model, not a curated record. Gene Ontology annotation, molecular function: NAD binding; oxidoreductase activity, acting on the CH-OH group of donors, NAD or NADP as acceptor; formate dehydrogenase (NAD+) activity. Gene Ontology annotation, cellular component: cytosol. The coding region runs from base 1 to 1089 and encodes 362 amino acids. Lineage: Eukaryota; Fungi; Ascomycota; Saccharomycetes; Ascoideales; Ascoideaceae. The transcript has a single exon.
AUGAAAGUCCUUGCUGUUUUAUAUAAAGCUGGCCAACACGCCAAAGAUGAACCAAAACUUCUCGGCUGCAUUGAAAAUGAACUAGGUCUUCGUAAAUGGUUAGAAGAUCAAGGCCAUACUUUGGUUACAACUGACGAUAAAGAAGGUCCAGAUUCAACUUUAGAUCGAGAGCUUGUUGAUGCUGACGUCUUAAUUACUACACCAUUUCAUCCAGGUUAUAUCACCAGAGAGAGAAUCGCUAAAGCUAAAAACUUGAAAAUCUGUAUUACAGCAGGUGUUGGAUCGGAUCACAUUGACUUGACUGCUGCAAAUGAAAGGAAGAUUUCUGUAUUGGAAGUUACAGGAUCCAAUGUUGUUUCUGUCGCUGAACAUGUUGUUAUGACUAUUUUGGUUUUGGUUCGUAAUUUUGUUCCGGCUAAUAAUCAAAUCACCAUUAGAAAAAAAUGGAACGUUGCUGAAGUAGCCAAGGAUUCAUACGAUGUUGAAGGAAAAGUCAUUGCGACAGUUGGUGCAGGCAGAAUUGGAUAUCGUGUUCUUGAAAGACUAGUCGCUUUCAAUCCAAAGGAAUUGUUGUACUUUGAUUACCAACCUUUGUCCAAAGAGCUUGAAGAGAAAGUUGGAGCCAGAAGAGUGUUGGACCUCAAAGAAAUGUUAUCUCAAGCUGAUGUGGUUACAAUCAAUUGCCCAUUGCACGAGGGCACCAAGGGCCUAUUUAACAAAGAAUUGAUCAGCCACAUGAAGGAUGGAGCGUGGUUGGUGAACACGGCUAGAGGUGCCAUUUGUGUUGCCGAAGACGUUGCCGAAGCAGUUGAGACAGGAAAGCUCAGAGGUUAUGGUGGCGAUGUGUUUGCUCCACAACCAGCUCCAGAAAAUCACCCAUGGAGAUCGAUGAGAAACAAGUACGGCGGUGGGAAUGCUAUGACUCCUCAUAUCUCUGGUACAUCUCUCGACGCGCAACAAAGAUAUGCAGAUGGUGUUAAGAACAUUUUGGCAUCCUUCUUUUCCCAAAAGUACGAUUACAGACCAGAGGAUGUUAUUGUCACCAACGGACACUAUGCCACCAAGGCCUACGGUGAAGAUAAAAAAUAA